GCGCGAAAUUAAAGAUGUUUUUGCGCGAGCGGGAAGAGGUUAGAUAUGCCACUGAAACGGAUGUAACGAGAUGACGACGACUACGACGACGACAGCUAUCUGAACAGCGCUGCAGCAGAUCCGUCGUCGUAUAUAGGUGUCUACAGUGUGCACAAUAAAAUCUUAUAUUUGUUCACGUCUUAAUGUCAUGGCAUCGUCAUCGGUGGCAAGAGGUGCAGAUGUGCGCAAAGAUCCGGUGGACGGGGUGGCACAACGACGGCGGAGAGAGCUGCAGGUGGUCCGGGCCGAGUUACAAGCGUGCAGACGGACGACGGAGACACUGUGUCGGCAGAUAGCCGAUGACCGAGUGAAGCUGGAUACGGCGGUCACGGAAUACGGGCGCCGGUCGGCGGACCUGGCUAAGCGGCAGUCCGAGGCGCACGGUCGUCUGGUGGCCGUGCUGUAUGGCCGGUCGGCGGCCGAAUGCCGCCGCGAGAUGGUGCACGAUCGCGCGGAGAACGAGCUGAGAGCGCGGAGAACGGCCAGCACAGUGCGCGCGUAUCGGCUGGACGCCAGGUGGCAGCAGCUUCACGGACGGUACCGUGGGUUUGCGAUGGAAGUGUUGGACACGGGUCGGCGGUCGUCUUCGUCAUCUCCACCAUUACCACCGCCAACACCACCGACGCCGCCGGUCGGGAUGGCGAGGCGCCGGCUUGGGCCUGCCAAACAGGGACGCCGUUUUUUUGCACUGGCUGACCACGUGGGCACGCAGUACCGGAGGGAGUCGCUCCGGACGUCUCGGUCGCUGCACAGGCUGAUGUCCGGAUACCUUAAGGAAACGUCAUCGGGCAGCCCGUCCCCGUCUCGUGAUGGCCGGACGUCGUUGAACGUGCUAGACGAUGCCGAACCGGUACAGGUAUUAGACAAGCUGCGCGUCAUGCAGGAGCAGUGUGCGAGGAUCGCGGAGCGGGUGCGCAGGCGGACGACGACCGGACGGACCGAGCAACACCCACCGGAGACCAGCGGCGGAAAACGUCCUCAAACCGACGUGUUGUUAGAGGCCCAGCGCACGUUAAUGGCGGGCCAACAGUAUUUGAGCAGGAUACGGCGAUUGAUGGAAUUGGCCAUCGGCGAGGUGGAGCGCGAGCAGAUUGCGUUGCGGAGACUGUUGUGCGCGACGUGCGCGACGUGUGUCGGUAAAAGAGCACCGCUUCGGUACGGCUCGUCGGCGGUCACUGAAAUCGCGGGACGGCUCGAGCGAGCCUGUUUUGCGUUGUUCGCGCGAUUAGACAAGGCGGGGGCUCCGGGCCCACGGAGUACACCGGACCGGACUGAUCAGGCCCACGCAAACAGUCAGGGCACGGCUACUCAUGAUGUGGUCACGUUGUGCUUGCGCGCCGUACGUGAGCACCGCGUGAACGCUGUGCGCAGUAUUCAAGACACUGAGCGCCGCGUAGGUGACUUCCGCAAAGCGGUGGCUCGGCUGCUGUUGGCCGCCACACCGAGGAGUGAUUUGGCCGGCGCCGCUGCUGACACCUACCGACGUCAUUCCGGACGAGCCUCCGCGCGAUCAACGCACGGCAAGCGUAAAACGUCGACGCCGCCCAACCAAAUGACAGAGGCCGGUGGCCGACGGUGGCCACCGACCACGAGGACUUUGAGCAACAAAACAACGGUCAUGUCUCCGAAAUCGUCGCUGAGGACGAAAUAUUAUAAUUAUGGCGAUGGUGGCACUACUGAAUUUACCGUGGCCGUCCCGACCACGGUUACGAUGCUAUGUCCCCCGUCUAUUGGUACCAUACAAUACGAGUGACAUCAUUAUAUUAAUACGAUCACUAGAAUAUAUUGUAUAUACAUUGUAAUAUUGUAUUUUUUAUAAUAUAAUGUACAAUUCUCUGGUUGGGUUACUGUUACCUAUUCAAUUUACUUUUUACGCGAAAACAAAUUUAGGUACCUAAUAAGCAAAUUUGUAACCGAUGAGCUUACAAAAACUCAAGUCUCAAUUGAUUUCAACUGAGAUUAUAACCGUAAUUCAGGUCAUUUAGAUCCUUCUAAGGCACAGCUAUCGAGUAGAUAACCGUGUUCUUAGGAAAAUAUUGGAAUUUUCUUAGUUAAAUCUAUUAACAUGAAAUUAUAAAAACAUUAAGAAAAAGAACAUAGAAAAAUUAAAAUAAUCUAACAAUA
Messenger RNA from Acyrthosiphon pisum (pea aphid), 2163 nucleotides. RefSeq lists its product as uncharacterized. The record is from RefSeq and is a predicted model, not a curated record. Lineage: Eukaryota; Metazoa; Arthropoda; Insecta; Hemiptera; Aphididae. The transcript has 2 exons. The coding region runs from base 188 to 1792 and encodes 534 amino acids.